AUGUUUGGACGGGUACUCGCGCCUUGCAAUUGUUUUCGCCUCGGUCCAAGGUGGCUUAUCGCCGCUUUGGUAAUAUUAGCGCUCUUGUUCUUUCCAACAAAGGAGAAACCCGUGUAUAGAGACGAAACUUUCGGCCUUCUCAGUACAACUUCGGCAAACUCACGAUUCGCCAUCGCUACGUUUCUGACUGGGGGCCGUGCCGCGGUAGUGGACAACAUUGCCUUUCAGUCUAAUCCCUAUUUCACCGCUACUCGUGUUCUCUUAUAUCAAACUCUGCAUUCUCCAGAGACAAGAUGCAAUAGUUCGGUAGACUUUAUUGCCUUGGUUACGUCCAAUGUCCCGGAAGAGAAUAGACAACAGUUGCGCGACGAGGGAGCGGUCGUGGUAGAAGCACAGGACAUUCCCCUUAAAUGGUGGGUAAAGACCGGAGUGACAAGGUGGAAGGAUCAGUUCUUGAAGCUGAGAUUAUUCGAAAUGACACAAUACGACCGGCUUCUUUUUAUCGAUGCUGACACGCUGAUACGGGGCAAAAUCGACGACGUUUUCCACGAACUCGAGGUCAAAACACCGGCCCCAACACUACAUCACCAUCAAAAGAAAAGGGACGAAGCGCAACUCCCUAACCAGUACAUGUUUGCGGCUCGUUCAGACAAUCAGCUGACCGGAGAGCGAGACCAUCCAUUUCCACCACUAAACACCAACGUGUUCAGCGCUGGGUUUUGGGUUGCUGCACCAUCCCGCGAAUUAUUCGACUACUUAAUGUCAGCCAUGAGACAUUACGGCCGAUUCGAUCCUCACACAAUGGAACAGAGCCUGCUCAACUAUGCUUUCCGCCGAGGCGGCCCAAUGCCGUGGCGAGAAUUGCAUCAUAAAUGGAGCGCAACGUGGCCGAGUCACAGAGAUCUUGAAGGAAAUGUAGCGUCCUUACAUGAGAAGUUUUGGAAUACCGGGCCAGAGGAACUGGUAGAUUUAUGGACGUCGGAAAAGGAAAAGAUGGAGGAGUUUUUCCUGAACAAGACCAGUUCGACACAAAGAUGA
Molecule: messenger RNA, 1038 nt
Organism: Pochonia chlamydosporia 170
Lineage: Eukaryota; Fungi; Ascomycota; Sordariomycetes; Hypocreales; Clavicipitaceae
Product: glycosyl transferase family 8 protein
Exons: 1
Coding region: 1-1038 (345 amino acids)
Biological process (GO): protein N-linked glycosylation
Molecular function (GO): glycosyltransferase activity
Source: RefSeq, a predicted model, not a curated record